This is a messenger RNA of Carica papaya (papaya), 1701 nucleotides long. RefSeq names its product plastid developmental protein DAG. NCBI's taxonomy places the organism in Eukaryota, Viridiplantae, Streptophyta, Magnoliopsida, Brassicales, Caricaceae. The record is from RefSeq and is a predicted model, not a curated record. Gene Ontology annotation, cellular component: mitochondrion. Gene Ontology annotation, biological process: cytidine to uridine editing; mitochondrial mRNA modification.
CGUAUAUCAAUAGUUAUACAGUUACUCUAUUAAGAAUGUCAUAAAACGAGAGAAUAUCUAAUUGGGUCGGAACCAGUAGCAAAUAUAUAUAUAUAUAUAUAUAUAUAUUAGAUGAUCGGCUAUUCAGGCUGAGAUAUAGAUUCUUAUUCAGUCUCAGUCCCGUCCGAGCACGGUCCAGUUCAUUCUGUUUCUACAGCUUAUUCAAUCUUAUUCUUAUUAGUCACAGCAAGCUGUUAAAUUGAGAAGGAGCUUUGGAUGAAGAAAAUCGAAGGGUCUUUCUAAUUCGAGGAAGGGUUUCUAGAAAGAAGACAGAUUCAGGUGAGUUUCUCGAUUUUUUGAAGGAGAACGAAAGAGGGUUUCGUCUGCGAGGGAUAAGCAGGGAAAGACCCGAGAAAGGGGAAGAACAGAGAGAAAUUUUUAAGAAAUUAAGGAGCUGGAGAGUGAGCCGAGUCAAAGGAGACAGCUUUAUCCAAGUUAGGGUUCUGCAUCUAGUUUUGAGGCCAGAUAGACCAGUGGCACAACUUAUAUUUUAGUCGAUCCAAGGUUAUCGGGGAUUCCAAGAACAAAACACAACUUCAAUUGAUUUCAAGGAUCAAACCUAUCAAUGUAAUCACUAACUAUCAUCUUCUCGUGCAAAUGCAUACCACCUAAUCCUCUCCUUCUCUUCUCAUGCCCAUUAAUGCAAAAAUUUUCUCAUUUAUUAUAUAAAACAACAAUGGGGAAUAUUUUAGUUAGAAGACCGUUAAACUUAACGCUAGCUCCAUCUCAAAGUCGUACUCUAUUGGCUCCAUGUUCCGCUUCAUCUUUCUCUUCAACUUCCUACUUCACAACCGACUCGGGAUUCAGUAACAUGGCAACAGUUUGGUCCUCUGAGUUACCUCAGGUGCCGAAAUUGGUUGAGGGAUGUGACUAUCGGCACUGGCUUGUGGUAAUGGAUGCUCCCAAGGGGUACCCACUUCGUGAUGAGAUUGUUAAUGGCUAUAUCAAGACCUUAUCCAUGGUUCUGGGAAGCGAAGAGGAUGCAAAGAGGUCAAUAUACUCUGUCUCCACCAAAUACUACUACGCAUUUGGCUGCAGAGUCCCAGAAAAUUUGACUUAUAGGAUCAAAUCUCUACCUAAUGUGAAAUGGGUUUUGCCAGAUUCCUACUUAUUUGAUGUGGAGGGUAGCUAUGGAGGAGAACCAUUUGUUGAUGGGAAGGUUGUCACAUACGAUGAGAAGUACCACGAAGACUGGUUUCGCGAUAAGAAGGAUGAAAGUGGUAGAGGUACAGAGCAUGCAAGGAAAAGCAGGAGAAGAAUGCAACACUUGCUUGAUAUCGAUUUUGGAGCCUCGAUGCUUAUGGCGAUUGCCUUGUACUGUGAGCAGAAGAUUCAGGCUUACGUGCUACAUGGGUAUGAUGCAGGAACUGGGCGUAGACAUUUUCAUUUUCAGCAAUUGUUUUGAAGAUAACACGAGGAAUCAUUCAAUUCAUUUGGGUUUUAUUAUUAAAUAUCCGUUGAGAGUAUGGAUGGCACGUGCAUAUGCGGACUUGUCAAAUACUUGCAGUCAGAGAAUGUAAGCAGCAGCUGGAUUUUGCUGUAUGGUUGUCUACGUAGUAUUGCACAGACUUUUGACAUCCCAGUAUGCAUAUGCAAUUUACCAGCCAUUAGUUACCUGAAUAAUUAGUGUGUCCAUUUCUCAACAACAGAUCAUGGUUUCGA